UUUGUAUGUAAAGAGAAAUUAAAACUAGAUAACUUAGACAUAAGGAUUCUAUGAUUAACAGUGUCAAAUGCUUUCUUCAGCUCAAGGAACAUAGCUCCAACUACACCACCUUUAUCUAAAAGAGGUUUAGGUAUAAUGUUUAAUUUUCUAUUUAAAAAAAAAAAAAAAAACGUGGCCACAGCUUGUCACAGAUACAUUGUGACAGGAAAUCGAGGAAGACAUGCUGAAUGCCAACACUCAAUCAAAAUAAGAUUAUAGUUACUCUUUAUAGGCACAAUAAACCGCUUUAACAGAUUUAAAUCAGUUCAUUGUGCUUAUAAAAAGUAUCAGGACCAACUCCAAUCUCUAGACAUAAGAGCAUCUCUCCAUUAAGUAUUCUCUGCUGUUGACUUGGGGAAAUAAAACCACAUAUACUGCACAUUUAAGCAAAAAACCAAGCAAUGUUGACUACAAUAGAGAAGUAGUGGUGUAACUCACUUCCUGUGCCUCUACUGCUGCCUAUGUUUGCUUCUUGCUCAUGUCAUUCUCUGUUAAGACUGUUGUUCUCACAGAUAUGGAUUUUUUGAUGACAGAGCUAGCUUAUAAACUUUUUAUCUUUUUAUGUAUGAUACAACAAGGAACAUAUGGAAUGCUUAUACAUUACAAUGCUUCUGCAACUGCUGUGGAGGGACAGAACGUCAGCCUGCAGUGCAUUGUGGAAGAGGAUCAAAACGUCACAAUUAUGCUGCUGGAAUGGAUUAAACAGCAAAAAGAAAAUGAGAAGAAUGAUCAGAAGAUUGUUGUGUUCCAUCCUAUGUUGCCAACAUAUUAUUUUCGAUCCGGUUCUCUUCUGGAGACAGUGACCAGUUCAAAAACUGGAAAGCUGCAGGGCUCUAUACUGACUCUGCAUGAAGUUACAGUGAAUGACAGUGGAGACUAUAUUUGCGAAAUUACUUCUUAUCCCAAUGGCUCGAUUAAAAGAAUCACAAAGCUGCAAGUGACAGAGCCUCCAGCAUCAGUGAAGAUGCCAUAUCCAUAUGGAUUCAUAAAAGAGGGAGAUGAAUUGAAAAUAACUUGUUCAGCGAUCCCUCCACCACUCCAUUAUAAACUUGGAAGGUCAAAGGACAAGACAUUUUGGCUGGAAAGCUCAAACGGAGAGUUCAUUUUACCAAACGUCACCAGAAACGACAGCGAUGUGUACAUCUGUUUACCUGAAUGGGACUCGUUAGUCCGAAAUCAGCAAGGUCUCAAUGCCACCGUCGAACUGACUGUGAAUUUUCUUGAUGGCAUUGAGUGUAACACAAGCAGCCCUUUAAAUGUCAGUGCUGGUGAGGAUGUGGUGAUUUCUUGUAUCGCAAAAGCUUCACAGCACUUGCAGUAUAAGUGGAUGAGGGGUGACACAACACUGUCUCUUUUAGACACUUUGUCUCUGACCUCCGUAACAUCUGACCAGUCAGGAACAUACAAACUGACAGCUGUCUUUCUGGACAAUCAGCUCCAGACAGACAUGGAGAUUUCUAUCCAUGUUCUCUCAAAGCAAAGCGAAGCCUCAAAAAGCUCAGCGUAUAUCGCUGUCCCGAUUGUGUUGCUGUUGCUCGGGUCGAAUGUGCUUUAAUACAGAAGACACCAGAACCAAAAAAAAAUGGAUAUGCCACCUCCAUUGAAACACUUCAGUGAGGAACCAUGAUGUCCCUAUGACGGAUAUUCUAGAAUCUAGUGUAUCAAGCACUUGAGAACCCACAAACCGUGGGCCACAAACAUGCUGACAGGAAGAUUUCUCCCUAAAGGCCAUGGAUUACUCAUCCUCACGAAGUUUCGUUCAUUUUCAAAACACAAAUUGAUAUAUUUUUAAUAAAACCUGAGAAUUUUCCUUCCUGCCUUUGAAAGUCCACGCAACCAAUACUUUGAUGCUUCAAAAAGUUCAUGAAGGUCAUAUGAAUCACCCAGUUUAAUUAAAUUUUAAUGUAAGCUUUUGUUCACAUAUAAACAUUUAUUAGUAGGCCUACAUAAACGACAUCAAAUAUUUUGUAAAAUAUGUUUGUCAUUUUUAUUUUUGUGUGAAUUAACUUUUUACCGUUUUAUUUUGUUAUAUUUUUGGUUAUUAUAAAAUCAUGUUUUUAUGUGAUUUUGAAAGUCCUUUUUACCUCUGGUCUCUGUAUGAAUGAAUAGCUUGUACAUUAUUUUUUGGGGUAAUUUUGCUUAGCACACCACCUACUCCUACAUCAUAACUAUGUAAAAAAUUUUCCCUGAAAUGUGUGAAUUUACAAAAAGCAAAAGUGUGUGAGGGUGGGAGGAGGUGGGGUCAAAAACUGGGUAAAUUCCAGAAAUAUGAAAUAUGUCUAUAAGGUAACUUUAGAGUUUCAUUAUUAUUAUUAUUAUUAUAAUUAUUAUUAUUAUUAUUAUUAUUAUCAUUAAUAAUAAUUGUUCAAUAGAUGAGACACUUAUUGCAAUGUUGGAUUUAAUUCCAAUAUAAUACAACUACAAAGAAAAUAAGUGAGCACUUUUAGCAUCAGAUAGUUUUGCGAUAAAGCCUGCAUGCUUUAAAGCCUGCAACACUGACCUCCUGUUGUGGCUGCAUGUUCUGCUAACAAAGCGAAGGCUAUCAGCUGAUUGUUUCAGGCCCCAUAAAACCUCAGUUUACACCUCAGAUACUGGAGACAAACCAACUGCUAAAACCACAUCAGACAGUGACCAACAGAGACAGUAUGUAUCCAUAAGCUUACAGGUCUACUCUGCAAAUACAAACCCUAGCUCUGGUUACCAUUUAUUAUAACUUGCAAUAACAGCACAGCUGGUGGUUGUUUAUUUGAUGCUUAAAGCAACUUAGGCUGAAUUUCUGGUUUUGUUCAGGCUGCUUAUACAACAUUCGGCAUUUUAAAACAUGGUACAUGAGAAUAAACUUUCAUUAAAUGUGGGAGAAAAUGGAUAUGGAAAGGCAUUAUUGAUUAAUGAACAGCGACAUACAGUAACGCCUGAUAUAAAGUGUGUGUGUGUGUGUGUGUGUUAGGACAGAGAGAAAACAAGAGAAAGAGAGAUGCUUUUUGUACAGAGUUUUGUGCAUUGUGGUUCUUUGCUACAACAGCGACACGUUUAUGCAGAGGGACGUUUCCUGCUCUCGCUAUUGUGGUCGGAAAUGGAAAAUUCAGAAAAAAGGAUUGAUUGUUUCAGUUUUUAAAUCAUCUGUAUCCUGCACUGUAUAAUCAUGUCUCUAAUGUAUUAUUGUACUUCAGGAUGUAUACAGGUAAUUUACCGAUAAUGUAUGAGAAAAAUCAUCAAUUGUGUAAAAUUCUAUUCUAUAUCUUUGAAUCACAGAAUAAAGUACAGUAUGUAUUUGAAGUUUAGUUAUACAAAAAACAGAAAGUAGAAAACAGAAUAGUGCAGUUGUUCUUUUGAAAAAAAGUAUCAGAUGAAUACUGUAUAUUAUGAAUAUUAGAAUAAAUUGUAAUUAUAAGAACAUUUGUGUUCAUGAUAAGCUUGUCUUUGAAAUUUGAGCAAUAUUUUAGUUGUAUAUUAUAUGUAUAAAUUCAAAUGAUAUGUUGUUUCACAUUGAUUUCACAAUAAA
Molecule: messenger RNA, 3541 nt
Organism: Cyprinus carpio (common carp)
Lineage: Eukaryota; Metazoa; Chordata; Actinopteri; Cypriniformes; Cyprinidae
Product: cell surface glycoprotein MUC18-like
Biological process (GO): inflammatory response; homophilic cell-cell adhesion; heterophilic cell-cell adhesion
Cellular component (GO): adherens junction
Source: RefSeq, a predicted model, not a curated record